GCUUCCGGAGCGGGCGGGAAGAUGGCGGCGGCCGGCGAGGAAGCGGAGGCGACGGACUGGGCGCUGCCGCUGGAGGUGGAGGUGCUGGAGUCCAUCUACCUGGAGGAGCUGCGGGUGGUGCGGGGCCGCGGCAGGUGGGAGCCUUGGGAGAUCAGCAUCACCCUGCACCCCGCCACGGCCCAGGACCAGGACUCCCAGUAUGUCCGUUUCACCCUGGUGCUUUCCGUGCCCCCCCAGUAUCCCAACAAAGCUCCAGAAAUCUCGAUCAGUAACUCACGGGGGCUGUCAGAUGAGCAAAUUCAAAAGAUUUCACAGACUCUCAGAAGUAUUGCUGAAGCCAGGCUGGGGACAGAAGUGCUCUACGAACUGAUUGAGAAGGGGAAGGAGAUCCUUACUGAUAACAACAUUCCUCAUGGCCAGUGCGUGAUCUGUCUCUACGGAUUUCAGGAGAGAGAAGCUUUCACAAAGACCCAGUGCUACCACUACUUCCACUCCCACUGCCUAGCCCGCUACGCCCAGCACAUGGAGGAGGAGAUCUUCAUGCAGCAGGAGGAGAGAGAACAACACCUGGCACCAUCCACCAAACAGGCGGUCGGUGUGCAGUGCCCUGUGUGCCGGGAGACCCUGGUCUAUGAUCUCUCUGCUCUGAAGGCAGCGCCACCCCCGCAGCACCCACUGGAGCUGUACAGGCCAGAUGCCAAGACACUGCAGCACCAGGAGGAGCUGCGCUUAAUUUUCAAGAGACAGCAGGAGAAAGGAGGCAUCAUUGACCCUGAAGCAGAGCGGAACCGUUACUUCAUCAGCCUCCAGGCGCCUCCAGCUGCUGUUGAUCCAGGCCAAGCAGCCUCUGCCUCUGAGCUGCCGGUGAGUGCGAGUGCUGUGAACAUUCCGCAGCCACCCGGCCAAGCCUCUGCUCCAGAGCCAGCCGGGGCACUGGAGGCCAGGGCAGAACCUGAGAGGUCUGCAGUGCCCAGAGAGCAGCAGAGCAAGAGGGAGAGGCACCGAGGGGAGAGGCCAGGCCCCAGAGGCCAGGGCAAGCAGACCUGCAGCAGCUUGCAGGAACCGGCAGGUGAAGGCCAUCAUCUGCUGCACGGCUCCAGGGGGCCCAGGGGCUUCAGCCGCAGACCGGAGAGGAGACCCGGUGGGAGGCACAGCCAGGAGUUUCCAAAGCCUCAUGGCAGAAGCAGGGCUAUUGCCUUGGCUGAAAGAAAGGAGUUGGACCCUGAAGACCCCUUGCCAGGAACAGAUACAGUGGACCUGAAAGGGGAGCAGCAUGAUAUGGAGAAAUGGACCCAAGAGGGGGCUGAGGCCACAGGCAGGGAGAAAGAAAAUCUGGCAUUCGACCAUAGAUCAGCUCCCAGCCGGCAGGGCCACCACAGACCCUGGGAUUGUGGGAGGUGGGAGAGGUCCAGGGUCCAGGAGCGUGGUUCCUACCCCAGAGCACCAAGAGGGCGAGGGGUGUUCAGGCCCAGUGGACAUCGAGAACCUCAUCUCGAGAAGGAGAGUGGCUCCUAGCAGGAGUAGUGAGGGGCUGGGCUGGGGAAGGGAGGGCCUGUUUCUGGGAAGAACAGUGGAGGCUUGGGUGGAUCAGUAGCAAGCAGACACCAUAUCCCUUGGGAGAGAGGGGGGCAGUUGGCACAUAGCAUAGCUUGGAACGGGGUACAUGCAAAGUGAAGCAUCCUGGCAUGAGAAACUGUCUGUCACCAUUGAGCUGACUCCUGACAAGUCAUGUCAGCCUUAGUCUCAGAGGACAAGGGGACAGAGGAAGCCUUGACCUGCAGCCAUCAUCCUUAUAUGUGAGCUGACAAGAAACAGGCAUACCUACAGAGCAUAUGGACUGAGUCAAGUGUGCUAUCACAGCAGAACUUGCCCUGAUAGCCAGUGUCACAGUGGAGCUGUGGUAGUGCCAAAUGGUGAGGCUGUGCCAGGGUGGCAGCCUGAAGCUAGGCUUGCUGUGUCCCCAUUUCCUUCUCAACUGCUCUCCCUGCCUCUUGGAGACAACAUGGUUUCUCCUGCAGCCCUGACUGCUCUUCAGCUGAUGGGUUCAUCCAUGCAAGUACUUUGUAGGACAGGACACUUCCCAGUCCCAGUUGGGAAUGCUAAAUAAAGCUUACGUCCAUGCAUUGGCAGGGCAGGGCUGAGGCUCUGGGUUGGCUCCUGGUCCCCCAGGAAGCCUGAAUUUAGCUGUAGCUCCUGCCCUGCCCUUCAGCAGCUUUUGUGCAGGCAGAAGCUCAUGGGGAGCUGGACUGGGAAGAGCACUGUGCUUUGCAACCUGUAUCUAUUGGGAUCCCCUUCUAGGACCAGCCAGCCUGCAGUGAUUUCAUGCCCCAAUA
Dryobates pubescens (Downy woodpecker) is the source of this 2333-nucleotide messenger RNA. RefSeq names its product ring finger protein 25 (gene RNF25). Gene Ontology annotation, cellular component: nucleus. NCBI's taxonomy places the organism in Eukaryota, Metazoa, Chordata, Aves, Piciformes, Picidae. Gene Ontology annotation, biological process: protein ubiquitination. The record is from RefSeq and is a predicted model, not a curated record. The coding region runs from base 22 to 1515 and encodes 497 amino acids. Gene Ontology annotation, molecular function: ubiquitin protein ligase activity; protein binding. The transcript has 10 exons.